Trifolium pratense (red clover) is the source of this 2332-nucleotide messenger RNA. RefSeq names its product peptidyl-prolyl cis-trans isomerase CYP59-like. The record is from RefSeq and is a predicted model, not a curated record. Gene Ontology annotation, cellular component: nucleus. Gene Ontology annotation, molecular function: zinc ion binding; peptidyl-prolyl cis-trans isomerase activity; RNA binding. Gene Ontology annotation, biological process: protein peptidyl-prolyl isomerization. Bases 13 to 1941 code for a protein of 642 amino acids. The transcript is spliced from 14 exons. NCBI's taxonomy places the organism in Eukaryota, Viridiplantae, Streptophyta, Magnoliopsida, Fabales, Fabaceae.
CGAGCAGAGAAGAUGUCAGUGCUAAUGGUCACCAGUUUAGGGGACCUUGUAAUCGAUUUACAAACCCAAAAGUGUCCAUUAACAUGCAAAAACUUCUUGAAGCUUUGCAAGAUUAAGUACUAUAAUGGUUGUUUAUUUCACACCGUUCAAAAGGAUUUCACUGCCCAAACUGGUGAUCCAACUGGAACUGGCACUGCUGGUGAUUCUAUCUACAAGUUUCUUUAUGGUGAUCAAGCUCGUUUUUUCAAUGAUGAGAUUCAUAUUGAUCUAAAGCACUCUAAGACUGGAACUGUUGCCAUGGCAAGUGCAGGAGAGAAUAUGAAUGCUUCACAGUUCUACAUAACUCUGCGUGAUGACCUUGAUUACCUUGACGGAAAGCAUACAGUUUUUGGUGAGGUAGCUGAAGGAUUUGAGACUUUGACUAGAAUAAAUGAGGCUUAUGCGGAUGGAAAGGGAAGACCAUUUAAAAAUAUCCGGAUCAAGCACACUUACAUCCUGGAGGAUCCUUAUGAUGAUCCUCCUCAGCUUCCUGAGUUCAUUCCUGAAGCAUCACCAGAAGGAAAACCUAAAGACGAGGUUGAUGAUGAAGUCCGACUUGAAGAUGAUUGGGUGCCGAUGGAUGAACAAUUAAACCCAGGAGAACUUGAAGAAGUUAUUAGAUCAAAAGAAGCACAUUCUAGGGCAGUUGUGCUUGAGAGUAUUGGGGAUAUUCCUGAUGCUGAGGUUAAGCCUCCAGAUAAUGUACUAUUUGUCUGUAAAUUGAAUCCGGUUACUGAGGUGAGUAAUCUCUUAUGCUCUCCAAUGGAUCUCUAUCAUUUCCUUCUAUAUCCACUCAUUUCUACUGAGAUAGCAUUCAGUGUUUUCUUAACUAUUAAUGAUUUUCUCUUCAAAUUACAGGAUGAGGACUUGCAUACAAUAUUUUCACGCUUUGGAACUGUAUCAUCGGCUGAAAUCAUCCGUGAUCACAAGACUGGUGACAGUUUAUGCUAUGCUUUUAUAGAGUUUGAGGACAAACAGGCAUGUGAGCAAGCAUAUUUUAAGAUGGAUAAUGCAUUGAUUGAUGAUCGAAGGAUACAUGUGGAUUUUAGUCAAAGUGUUGCAAAACUGUGGUCACAGUACAUGCGAAAAGAUAAUAAGGGUGGUGGUUGCUUCAAAUGUGGUUCCACAGAUCAUAUUGCCAAGGAUUGCACUGGAGAUGCUACGAUGAAACAAUCCACAAAAUACAUCUUGAAGGACAAUAAUUCCCAACGUGGUGGACAUAAUGCAAGAUAUGAAAUGGUUUUUGAUGGAGAUAACACAGAAAGUCCAAGGCGUGAAACAAAACACCUAAGACAUGACAGGGAUGACCGAUAUGAUAAAAUAAGCAGGAGAGAAAAUAUUAAAGACCAUAGUCAUAGAAGUCAUAGUGAUCAGGAGAUGGCAGGCUCAAAUAACAGAGAUAGGUAUGCCAACAGAAGCAGAGGGUUUGAAGGAAAUGGAGAUGAUAAAGCACCGCUGGAAAGAGGUGCGAGAGGUUCGGAUUCUUUUGCUGGUAAGAAAGACAGAGAAAGGCAAAUGGGAAGACAGAGAGAUGAUGGCUUCCGACGGAAAGAUGAGCUAGACUCAAGGAAAAUAGGCAGUGAUAGCUACACAGAAAGCCGGACUAGUCGAGAUGAUAGGAGAAAAACAGAUGCUAUCCAUUUGGAUAAGAGGAAUGACAGAGAUUAUAGGAAGAGAACUGAAGAUGGUGGAAGGCAAGAUGUGAAGAUUGAUUCUGGACGAAGAAAACGAAGCCCAGAUGUUGACGAUUACAAACGUAGAAGGAAUGAUGAGGAUUGCAGAGAAGAUUUAAUGAUUGAUUCCAGACGAAGAAAACAAAGCCCAAAUGAUGGGGACUACAAACGUAGGAGGGAAGAUCGUGGACAUGAUACUGAUAGAAGACAUCAUGGUGACAAAAGAUGAUCAUUGGUGUGACCAUGUCCUAAUUAUAAGCACAGAACUCUGUCAAGGCAAGUUUAAGGUAGAGUUUGAUAUACAAUGAAAUUGAACAGUAUGUUUUGUUUUCUUUGGUUCCACUAAACUUGUUGGUGGAAUCAGAAAGUGUUGUUUAUUUAGUUCUAUGCCGAAUUUAAUGUGUGGAACAUAGUUAGAAAACAUAAUAUCUCGUCUUGUUUUUUAGUGCUUACGAAAUAACAAAAGUCUAUUAUGCAUUUUUAUUAUUGUCAAAAAAAGAAAAGCAUAAUAGGUGUUAUAAAUGCAUGAAAGUUAAGAUUUCAAGAACAGUUAUGCAAAUACAAUUAUAGAUUGUUAUUUAACUGUUAUAAAUGAAAACAGAACCUACUGCCCGUAUGGC